Penaeus vannamei (Pacific white shrimp) is the source of this 1800-nucleotide messenger RNA. NCBI's taxonomy places the organism in Eukaryota, Metazoa, Arthropoda, Malacostraca, Decapoda, Penaeidae. The record is from RefSeq and is a predicted model, not a curated record.
UUUCAGCCCCAUCCUUCGGUUUAUUUAUUGCGUCCUCCUUGACAUUAUUCGUUUGUGAUUGUUGCUUCAAGACAUCAGUAUGUCGUUUGUAACCGGCAACAGAUAUUUCAGAACAAAGAGGAAGCAAAGUUGUAGGUCCAGAGGACAUAUUAUUUAUUAUGCGCAAAGAUCCAGUCAAAUUGCAACGAAUAGUGCACUAUAUGGGAGUUCGUGAUCUUUACCAGCGUGCACGAACUAGCACUUCAGGUUCAUCUGCAAGUGAGCUACAGGAAUUAAGCACUGAGGGUGGUGGAGAAAUUUCCAGAAAAAAAAUAUGCACCAAUUUUCUUCAAAGUAUUGAUCAGACUGGACAGUAUGAACCUCUCUAUUCAUCAUCCAUAUUUGAUCCAGUCAAGAAUGAAAGGGCCCAUCGAUUGAACGUUAUGACACAGGGCAUGUCAAAUCAGAGGUAUAAAGAGUACUGUGAGGCUAGAAGAGCUUCAUUUUGUCCAAGGCUGAGAGUCAACAAAUUCCGAGAAUGGCUUCUCCGUGAUGACAAUAGUGAAGUGAAACUCUCACAGCUUGUGUUGGAAAUGCUAAAUCGCUUAGCAUAUGAAACAGUUGCUCAGAUUGUAGAUCUUGCUCUUCUAGUGAAGAGAGAUGCUAUGGGCCGUAAUUCUGACCUCUCCCGCUUCCGCACACCUACUGUUCUCAACCCUGACUAUCCAUGUGUGUUUAUUCAUCAGAGUGGCUCACUGCAGGAGGUAGGAUCUGGUGAAGACCACAGUAUAGGGAUGGACCCCAUAACACCUGCAGAGGUGAGGGAAGCAGUCCGAAGGUAUUGGGCCAACAACUCCCCACUUUCUCCAUUCUCGAAGACAAGAUCACCAAUUGAGACAAGGCUCCUGGCUGCUUAGAGGUUUGCAGGAGGGCGAGUUGGACGACCUAGACUAAUUGUCCGGGGCGAGAUAGUAGAGGUUCCGAACGGUCAAAACAUCUCGUCCAACUGGUCUGGAGGAGCAGGACGAGCAGUUCUGAACACAGCAAGAGAUAGAUAUGCAUUUUCUUUCUUACAGUAUCUUACAGAGAGGCAGAAAAUAAAAGCCAGAACCCAGGCUGAUAGUAUCAGUGUGAGGAAUAAGGGGUCUCCUUGGAUACAUAACACUUACAUAUUGCUAAAAAAUGAGCUCAUUACAAAUGUAGGUAUUCACUACAACAAAUCUGUGGAAAAGGGAACACAUAAUCUUUGGAAAGUCAAUCUCUGCCCUUUGUAUCUGCUUAGCUGGUGGUAGUAUCCCAUGCCCUUGUUCCUUUAGUUGUACAGCAUCCAAUCACAGGGACCUUGGCUUGCCACUUACUAAUUUAGGUUAUCAUUGGCUCACUCUCACUGUUGGUGCAUGUAUGCCUUAGAUAAAUUUGAUACAUGGUGUAUUGGUGUUAUUAGUAAAUUACAUGAUAGAUGAAAAUAACUAAUAUCAAACUGGUCUUUCCAGGAGAUAUCAGGCACCCAGAAGACUUGUCAUCUGUGUAAUAAUUUAUUAACUAUGUAAAAUGUUUAGGGUUACAAAUAAAUUUUAAGUUACACUGUGGUACCUGCAUUUUUGGCAUUAGCAUUUGGAUAUUGUUUUCAUAGUUACAUGAAAUACAAAUAAAACAUUUAAUUUUGCUCAAAGCUUAGCAUGAUAUAGACCAUGAACCUAGCCUCCACAUACAUAUAUAGUUUUUAGUAGCAUUCACUUAACCAUAAAUCAAAGUGUUGUCAACAGUUGUCUUAUUGUUUUUUUCUGACUAAAGAAACAAUAAAUAUUUUACUUUCUGCAA